Messenger RNA from Pediculus humanus corporis (human body louse), 714 nucleotides. RefSeq lists its product as uncharacterized. Gene Ontology annotation, cellular component: mediator complex; core mediator complex. Gene Ontology annotation, biological process: regulation of transcription by RNA polymerase II. Lineage: Eukaryota; Metazoa; Arthropoda; Insecta; Psocodea; Pediculidae. Gene Ontology annotation, molecular function: transcription coactivator activity. The record is from RefSeq and is a predicted model, not a curated record. The transcript is spliced from 4 exons. The coding region runs from base 1 to 714 and encodes 237 amino acids.
AUGUCUCGUAUGCCAUUAAUACCAGAAAAUCCUCUUGGAUUAUCAUGGCACGAUAGUGCAUGGGUACCUAUAUUAAAUCCGUCAAAUGUAAUGGAUUAUUUUUCUGAGAGAACGAAUCCAUUUUUUGACAGAGCCUGCAAUAAUGAAUUAGUAAAAAUGCAAAGGCUCAACCCAGAACAAUUAAAUAACAUGACUGGUUUAGAAUAUAUUUUGCUCCAUGUGCAAGAGCCUAUACUGUAUGUAAUUCGUAAACAACAUAGACAUUCUCCUACUCAAGCAACACCAUUAGCUGAUUAUUAUAUAGUCGCAGGAAUCGUAUAUCAAGCUCCAGAUUUAGCAUCUGUAAUCAAUUCAAGAUUGCUUUCAACAGUUCAUCAUUUACAAUCAGCAUUGGAAGAAUCAAGUUCGUAUUCCAGGUAUCAUCCAUCCAAGGGAUACACAUGGGAUUUCAAAGAUAAAAAAUUUUCAGAGAAAAAAGAAAAAAAAGAAUUGACUAAAACGGAGCCUAGUUCUCUUUUUCAAAGGCAAAGAGUCGACAUGUUACUCAACGAACUCACUCGUAAAUAUCCACCUCCAAGACCGCCAGGCAUCGUUCAGGCUCAGCAACCUGAACAAGAAAUCAAACAGGAGCCUAAAACAGAAAUUAAAACGGAACCGAAUACGAGUUCUAAAAAUAUGAAACCACCACCGGAAAAGAAACCUAGAACUAAUUAA